CACGCUAGUGGCCGUAAAGAAAAUGGAGGGCUCAAGACAAGAUGAGAAGCAAUUCCGAGCGGAACUCAGUUCUCUUGGAAUCAUACAACAUGUGAAUUUGGUCAGGCUUUGAGGGUUUUGUGCACAAGGAUCGAGAAGGUUUCUGAUUUAUGAUUACAUGCCCAACGGCUCUCUGAAUUCUUUACUCUUCUCAAGUAAUUCGAAAAGCAAACGGACGGUACUUGAUUGGAAAACCCGAUUCGUUAUCGCAUUAGGCACUGCAAGAAGGCUACAUUAUCUCCACGAAAAAUGCAGAGAUUGCAUCAUUCACUGCGAUAUUAAGCCCGAGAACAUUCUUCUGGACAAUAAUUUUUCACCCAAGUUAGCAGAUUUCGGAUUGGCAAAGCUUGUGGGUAGAGAUUUCAGCCGCGUCCUGACCACAACAAGAGGAACGAGAGGGUAUUUGGCUCCAGAGUGGAUCUCCGGUCUUCCCAUCACUCCAAAGGUUGAUGUAUACAGUUUUGGUAUGACGCUCCUGGAAAUCAUUUCUGCUCGAAGAAAUCUGGAUUUCAAAGAGCAAGAUUCAAGUAAGUAUUACUUUCCCGCGUGGGCAGCAACUCAAAUUUACAACGGCAACACGAUUAAUAUCGUGGAGGAGGGUAUUGCAGAGGAGAGAGAUCUUGAGGAGGUGAGAAGAGCAAGCAUUGUAGGGUUGUCAUGCAUUGAACAAGAUGAGGAGGUGAGGCCAAACAUGGGACAAGUGGUGCUAAUGCUGGAAGGGAAGAUGCAUCCUCAAAUUCAGCAGAUUCGGAGCUCUGCAAACAUGGACAAGCAAGCAGACAGUAGCGAGAUUGACAGCGAUAGCGAUGGCGAGGUUAUCCGCUAGAAUUACCGAGUAGGAAGCAUGAUGUUUAGGCUUAAACAGCAGUUAACAUACAUGUAAAUUUAUCUUUAAUUAUUAACAAUUCAAACUAGAUGUUUGAUGGGCACGUUGAUCAUUA
Messenger RNA from Cryptomeria japonica (Japanese cedar), 980 nucleotides. RefSeq names its product G-type lectin S-receptor-like serine/threonine-protein kinase SD2-2. The coding region runs from base 158 to 865 and encodes 235 amino acids. NCBI's taxonomy places the organism in Eukaryota, Viridiplantae, Streptophyta, Pinopsida, Cupressales, Cupressaceae. Gene Ontology annotation, molecular function: ATP binding; protein kinase activity. The transcript has a single exon. Gene Ontology annotation, biological process: protein phosphorylation. The record is from RefSeq and is a predicted model, not a curated record.